This is a messenger RNA of Brienomyrus brachyistius, 5547 nucleotides long. It is a transcript of the gene malt2, whose product is annotated as MALT paracaspase 2. Gene Ontology annotation, biological process: proteolysis. Lineage: Eukaryota; Metazoa; Chordata; Actinopteri; Osteoglossiformes; Mormyridae. Gene Ontology annotation, molecular function: cysteine-type endopeptidase activity. Bases 1360 to 3774 code for a protein of 804 amino acids. The record is from RefSeq and is a predicted model, not a curated record. The transcript is spliced from 16 exons.
GUGCAUUUUAUUGUAAAUAACUGCAAAUAGAACAUCACUGAAUACAAUGUUAAGUUGUUUUUUAUGAAUUGCUUGUAGUUUUUGCAAAUGCCAUAAUAUCCGAUCAUUUUAUAUUCAGAUUUUGAUUUCGUUAAUGUACUGACUUGUGUAAGUAGAAAAAAAGACCUGUUGACUUUUACACGAAAGUCAAUAACACUUCUACAAAAAGGGAAGCGUAAGAAAAGUCGCACGCCUCCUUGGCUUGCUUCACGCAAUACGGCCAGGGAAUAUGAAAGUACAAACCACCCAAUGGCAUUAGCAAACCCUUACAAUUAUUCUUAAACAUAUUUUACGUUAAAUAUGCCGGAAGGACAAACGCGUUUGUGAGCCGCCGCACAAAGUUUCUAGAGAGCCCAGAACUAUUUCUUCAAACUCAUCUGGCUUGAUUUGGAAAGAUUUAUGGAUUUACUUGCGUGUAACAUUUGUACGAAGUAAGAAACGCGACGCAGUGGAUAUGGGCGUUAGAUCUGCGGCACAUUCCGGAAGCAGACUGCGGAGCAGUGGUAUGCCUAUUUCUUAUUUGAUCUUAUUUCAUAACCACUAACCUGCAUCAUACUGAGGUUAGUACGUGUAAAGGGUAGUGAUUAUACCUGACGAACAGAUCGUAGACACCAGAAUUAGCCAUUAAUUGAAAUAUAAGUUUGUGUUUCUACAGCAGUAUCUUUCGCCUUCUCUGCCGUCGUCGAAAACACGCUUUCGUGUCAAGGAGUCAAUUGAUGGCUGUUUUAAGUAGAUUUUAGGGGAAAAUACGUCGUAUUUAUUAUACCAGUACAGGGGAGGGAUAGAAAUAAGUCUAAGGUUUGGCAGAAAUAUUGCUCAAGUUGAAUAAAAUGUCACAUAAUGUUUCCCUAUUAUUAAUAUUUUCACCUGCCAGUUGCCUGUGAAAUGGAAAGGGAAGGAAAAUCGUGUCAAUAUCCCUGUGAGAAAUUAAAGAAGUACAAAUGUUUUUGUUGCCACUUCAACUACUAAAACUAGAUAGAUUCUUGAAGCGUUUAAUACCAGUCGCGGGGAUAUAGUUUAACUGUUUAACAGAUUUAGUUUCAUCUUGUAAAAAAAAAGCGCAAAUGAAUUAACUUGUUGCAAAGGCGAUCAUUAUUAAAGUGGAUUCAUUCUAUCAUGUAUGUGCGCUUCUGGAUGAUUUACCAUGAAUUGAUUAAUCACCGAAGUAAUUGAUUUGUCUUUGGGUGAAGAUGUAAAACAGCCUCUUUCUUUGCGCAUUAGAGGAGCCGUCAUGUGCCAUCGUCCACGUGAGCCUGCAGCUUCCCAAACGUUUCCCCUUUAAUGAUGACUUUGGGUCCAUUGUGGUAGUGAGUGGCAGGGAUGGGGGACUGGAGCCUGGGCUUGGGAACCCUGGGGGAGGAGGCGCUGCGCAAGCUGGCGGCAAUGCUGGACAACCCCAAGUGCGGCUGGCGACAGCUGGCCGCUGCGCUGACGGAGAAACCGCAGUUCCGCUACAGUGAGAAGCAGCUGAUGGGCUGCUCCCUCCAGGUGCUCAGCUCCACCGGCAGCCCCGGCCGCUCCCUGCUGGCCAUGCUGGCCGACCAUGCCUGCUCCCUGGGUUUCUUGCUGCACUGCCUCAAGAAGAUCGAGCACCACAGUGCAGUUCAGUAUCUCAGUUUUACAGUGAUGGAGCGGAUCCAGAUUACAGUUCAGCCGGAAUCUCAGUUUGUGCAGGAGGGCAAGAGCGUGACUUUGAAGUGCCAGGCGACCGGGCCGAUGGGCCUGACCUACCAGUGGUUUAAGGGGAAGGAGGAGGUUCCUGGUGGCAGUGGCUCUGAGCUGGUGCUGUACCCGUUUGUGACACCUCAGCAGGGGCACUACAUCUGCCGUGUGAGCCAGGCGGAGCACUUCCUCUUCUCGCAGUGGGCACGUGUCAGUUUGGCGGGCUCGCGCAGUGCCAGCAUGGGAACUGUUUACAACUUCUCCUCUGCGAGGGAUCUGUGCAUCAUCAGGCAGCCCCAAAGUAUGGCCGUGUCUGAGGGGGAAACCCUGCAUCUGGAAUGUACAGUUGAGGGCAACCCAGUUCCCGAGUACCAGUGGUACCAUAAUAAGGACCCUCUGCCUCUGGCUGUGGACUCCCAUCUCAAGAUUCCAUGUGUGACCACUGCAGAUAGGGGGCAGUAUAGCUGCAGAGUGUACAAUUGCUACCAGGAAGUCUGGAGUGAUGAAGUUCACGUGUCAGUCGGUCCCUGCUCGUUCUCUGAAUCUUGCUGGGCUGAGAAUGUCCAAGGUUCAUCUGCAUGCCCAGUGAGGCUGUGCCGUCAUUUCUAUGCGACAGACAAGGUGGCCCUGCUUAUUGGGAACAUGAACUACCAGCACCACCGGCAGCUGAAGGCCCCCAUGUCCGACGUCCACGAGCUCACCAACCUACUGCGGCAGCUGGACUUCAAAGUGGUGUCUUUGCUGGACCUCAGCUGGCAGGAGAUGCACAGUGCCGUGACAGAGUUCCUUUUGCUGCUGGACCGCGGCGUCUACGGGUUGCUGUACUUUGCGGGUCACGGUUACGAGAACUAUGGCAACAGCUUCAUGGUGCCCAUCGACGCGCCCGCUUCUUACACCUCAGAACACUGUCUGUGGGUGCAGGACGUGCUGCAGCGCAUGCAGGAGCGUCAGACGGGGCUCAAUGUCUUCCUCCUGGACAUGUGUCGCAAACGAAACCUGAACGAUGACGUCAUUCCACAACCAGGGCCCCUGAAGGUGACGGCUAACAUUGUUUUUGGCUACGCUACGUGUGUUGAUGCUGAGGCUUAUGAGAUGAAUAAAGACGACGUGUCCAAUGGGAUCUUCAUGAGCUUCCUUAAGAGGCGCCUCCUAGAGGAUGAGAAGGUUACAGUCAUGCUUGAUAAGGUAGCUGAAGACAUGGGUCGCUGUGACAUCACGCGCGGCCGCCAGGCCCUGGAGCUGCGCAGUAACCUGUCGGAGCGGCGUGCUUUGACCGAUCGCGUCGAGGCCUCCAGCUGUCCCGUGGCCAUGUCGGCUCGGAACCUGCAGUGGGCCAUCGCUCACGUGCUUCCGGAGAGCCGCUGCCUGCAGUUCGACUGCGGCGUGAGGGUCCAGCUGGGAUUCGCGGCCGAGUUCUCCAACAUCAUGGUCGUCUACAGCCGCAUCCUGCACAGGCCGAGCCACGUGGUGGCCUGUACGGCCCAGCUGUCUGACUUCUCGGAGGGCGUAGACGUGGACUUGAAGCUGACCAAUCGGGAGAGCCCGCGGGACGCAGGCAGCUGGCUGCUCGCCGCUGACGAUUCGGCAGAGCUGAGCCUUUACACUCGCUUCACGGCGCUGCAGAAGCUCAAGAAGGAGCUCUCAUUCACGGUGUGCCUUCAGUACCAGUAUGACAGCCUGGAUGAGCAGGUGCAGGAGAGGCUGACGGUCUCUGUAGGCAAACCCCUGGUGGCUAAGCUGAACCUCUCUGAGGCCUGCCUUCCCUGCCACGCCUCCACGGCCUCCUCCUUCGACUCGCAGGUUUUCGGACCCGUGAGGUCUGGCGGUUCCCCUGAGCCACUUCACUGCUGCCCCCCAAGCGCACACAGCCAAAGCCCCUCCUCGGUCGGCUGGGCGCCGCAUCUGAAGCCGGGGAACUGUGCCAACGCCGCCUGCCCGGGCAGCGCCAACGUCCCGGAGGAGACAUUUAGCCCGGAGUUUGAGCUCCUCCAGACAGAAGCUCCUCAGGCUCCCUCAGCUGCCUGUAAGAGUGUGCAGCCCAGUCGCAGCCAUUUGGAAGACCCUCCCAUUUAGCCGGGCAAGCAGAACUUGGGAGGACCUUCCCAUCCCGCCGGGCAAGCAGAACUUUCACUCUUUUUAGAGAGUCAAACCACAGAACACAUCUCUUAAAUUGCCACUAAUCUGUAUUUUAUAUUUUAAAACAGGAUUACACUCUGUUCUAUUAUAAAGCAUUACUUAAAAUUAGGGUAACUGCAUGCGUUACGCUAAUCUCAUAUUUAGUAUCUAUUAACCUAGUUGCAAAGCGGUUGUUUUGUUCUAGAUUGAGUUUUAUAUUUUAAAAUGACAAUUUGCAUAAUGAGCAAAUGAUCCUGGGAUGGAUGGAUGGAUGGACGGACAGACAUGGAUGAACACCUUGGUUUAUGAGCACACUAAUCAGUAAUUAUUUUGCUUGUUUAUUAAUCAAGAAAUGUGCAUCUUUAUAUGUAAAGGUCAUGACAGUAAUAUGCUAGGUAUGCUUAUUUUUGGAAAAGCACAUACUGUGUAGUAGUUAAUGUGAACCGUAGUAUUUUCUAACCUAGAUGAAUGUAAUAAAGGACAACACAGAACAAAAUGCUCAGAUUUAUUUUCCUGGCUUUUUACUGAAGAACAACGCCUGUUAUGAAGUUUGUUCUACUGGACAACACUGCAGACAGUGAGAUGUUUUGGUAGAGAUGGUAUUUCACUCUUUCUUGCUGUGCUGAGGGAGCAAGUGUUCUCCUAGUUACACAAGUUAACUUUUCACCGAAAGCUGAAUCCUUGGCCCACCAGACCUGAUCCUUACCACUGCGUAAAGGGUCAUUGAUCAGGAAGGCUUUUGCUGUGGCUGAAAGAUGGUAGCAGAGAAUGGAAACUGUAUUUUCUAAUCUCCACUAAUAAAAUUGGAUUUGUUAUGUAUAAUGCGUCUUAUAUAUUUAAUUCAAAACAAUGUUGAAACAAAGUGGGCUGUUAUGUCAUGUCAUAACGCUUCCUUGUGGACUGAUUUAUAUAUGACUCAUUAAAACCUUGGCAGUAAUGAUGGUGUCACGUAACAGUAAAGAUGUAGGAAAGUCUGAAUCAUAUGACAGUGAUGCAUGAUGGAUAACAUCACCCUGAUCUACCGCAGUCUGCACAGCCGCUAGCCACGUCCAAUGGCAUUCCGACACAUCUUGCAAGAUGUAUUAUUUGAUUGUAAUGUUUUCAUGAUUAAUUGUUAAACACUCUUCUCUUUCAUUGAACAUUUUGCACAGUCCAGGGUUGGAAUCAGUUGUUACCCAGGUUGAAAAUUGCUGAUAAAUGUCAAAUAACUUCUCCAAUUGUAAGAGGUCGCAGAGUUUACCUGAAUAAAUUAAAUUUAUUUUGUAAAACCAUUUAUUUCAUAUUACUUAGUGGCUCAGUGGUGAGUAUCGUUGCCUCACACCCAGUACCGGCCCAAACCCAUGUGCAGCCCAGGGCGAACUUUCCUGCCACAGAAGUGGGUGUGGCAUCGGCGGUUGCUGAGUCAGCGCCCUUCAGAAGAUGGCUUGGGUUGACCGGCACUGUUCACACCUGCAUAGUUCAGUUUGAAUCCCAUCUCUGUGUAUGGCCUUUGCAUGUUCUCCCAAUGUUGUCUAGGUUACCUCUAGUAGUCCCGCCUUCCUCCCACUGUCCAAUCUCAUGCAGUUAGGCUAACCUGUAUCUCGAAAGUGUGUCUGCCGUGUGAUUGGCUGGGCGGCCAGGGUGUCCCACAUUCAUUGGCUUUUUAAAAGCAAAGAUAUGUUGAUUAUAUGAAUAUGUGUGAUAAUCUCAAGUAAAAUGUUAGUGAAACAAAAUAAAAACUUCUGUAAACUU